AUGUCAACUUUGAGUGAAAAAUGGCCUUGCUGUACACGCAGGCUGCCAGCGUACUGGACAGCGUACAAGCUAAACAGAGCUCUCUCAAAACAAUAGUACACUCUUCAGAGUUGUACAAGAACAAGAAACAGCUCGUUGCUGUAGUCUGUCGCACACUACAAAGUUACGAGACUCUAGUCGAAAUCGUACGGAUGGUUCGGCUGUUAACUAAAGAACCACAAUUAACACUCAACGUGGCCUGUGUUCUUGUCUAUGACUAUCUCUUUGGGGGUGGCUUACGAUGUGGUGGAAAAUUGAAAUCAACGAUAUUCAGACACAAGACUCAACUGAAGUCUGCAGUCGAGCGACUGAAAGUGAAACGAGGGGUGACGACAAAGAGAGAACUCAUAGCACCAAAGUCAACACAGAGUGUCGUGUUGCCUCGAUAUGUUCGAGUGAACACAAUCAAGUGUACAAUGGCCGACGUGGUGGCACAUUUUGAGAGUGAAGGAAUGAUGUUUCGUCGUCGGUGUGAAUCGUGGGGAGACAUUAUGGAGUUGAUUGAGAGCGGAGGGUUUGUGUUGGACCCACACGUGGAUGACGUUCUCGUGUUUCGUAGCAGUUUGGAUUUGCAUCGGCAUGAGUUGUAUACAUUGGGACAUAUUAUUCUUCAAGGAAAGGCGAGUUGUUUGCCGGCCAAGUUGUUGGCUCCGCCGCCUGGUUCGCUGGUGCUUGAUGCGUGUGCUGCUCCGGGGAAUAAGACGAGCCACUUGGCGUCUAUAAUGAAGAAUUCCGGGACGAUAUUUGCGUUUGAUCUUGAUGUAAAUCGUUUGGAUACGAUGAGGACGUUGCUUGACAAAGCUGGAGUCACUUGUGCCGUUUUGAAACAUCAAGACUUCUUGACAGUUGAUCCCGAGGAUGUCAACUACAGCAAGGUGGAAUAUAUUCUUGUCGAUCCAUCAUGCUCUGGCUCUGGUUGUCUCUCUCAUGUUGACCGUGCUUUAGACAAGCAAGACAAACCAACUCGGCGUCUCCGGCGACUUCAGAAAUUUCAGCUUGCUGUACUUCUCCACUCGUUCAAGUUUUCAUCAGCCAAACGAAUCGUGUACUCAACGUGCUCCACGUAUGCAGAGGAAAACGAAGGUGUCGUAUCACUAGCACUAGAACAGUGCAACAACACGUUCCAUCUCACAAACGUGAUGCCUGAAUGGCCAAGAAGAGGCUUACCAGUAUUCACAGAUGCUGCCAAGUGCAUCCGAACAUCAACCGAAGACAUGAUGCAAGGCUUCUUCAUCGCCGCAUUCGAACGAGCCCAACAAAAUCCCAAUCCUCCACAUACACAAGUCAUGUCCAGCCGAUCAGCACCGAACACCACUCGACUACCACCACAGACGCAAUCAAAGUCAAGAAAGAGAAAACGAACACACAAAUCGGUCGUCGACUAAGGUAAUCAACCACCGCAGCAUACAUACGGCAUAUCUGCUU
Molecule: messenger RNA, 1464 nt
Organism: Corticium candelabrum
Lineage: Eukaryota; Metazoa; Porifera; Homoscleromorpha; Homosclerophorida; Plakinidae
Product: 28S rRNA (cytosine-C(5))-methyltransferase-like
Exons: 9
Coding region: 21-1424 (467 amino acids)
Biological process (GO): rRNA base methylation
Cellular component (GO): nucleolus
Molecular function (GO): RNA methyltransferase activity
Source: RefSeq, a predicted model, not a curated record